UUAUCAUGAGGUACCUUAGAAAGGAAAGAAAAAGGAACCCGAGUUUUCAAAGUUUUUCUUUUACAGAGUCCUUUUAAGGGCACCCUACAUUUCCUCCCCUGUAUCAUGCCGUACAUGAGACUCCCGUUUGGUUUCUGAGCUCAGGCAUUCAGACAGCAAAGGCCAUGUUGACAUUGUUUUGGUUACUCUCCCUACCGAUUUUCCAUGCCCUGGGGAAAGAGUUGCUUUGCUCACCUUGGCUUUCUUCCAGGAAAUACUACAUCACCUGCUACAGGUGAAGGCAACAAAAAUGCCUACACCCUUUCCGGUUCCUGCAAGUGCUAGGGAAGCAGUAAUGCAAUCUAAAGUAAUGGUGCUGAGAAGGAAGAUAUGGAGAGUUUUCCUUGACCUUCCCACUGUGUGUUUAGAAGUAGCUGUAUACACAGCUGAGAAACUCAAGGGGGGGAAUAAAUGAAUCUUUUGAAGGCCUGAAAUUAAAGCACACAAUGACAAACUGAUCUACCCUGAGUUCACAAUGCAGGGCAUUCUGACAGUCGAGAAAAAAAUCCCUGUUGUUGAGGAAUUAUUAUUUAUAUCCACCAAAGAGACUCAGGACUGUAGCAGUCUGAAAAGGCAACGGUGCCACAAGCUACCAUUGGAAGGAGCUGUCUGCAUCUCUCGGUGCUCUACUGAGCAUGUCCCAGAGGAGCCCUCUGCUAGCAGCACAUUAUGCAAAAAGGCAGCUCGAGCAGCUGGGAAAGAGGCAGAGCAAGCCUUUGCUUCACUUGCAUCACUGUCGCUUGAAAACAAACCUGGAUUACUCGAGAGGUCCUUGCUGCCAGGCCAGUUGAAGGAAGACAAGCGGCAUGGCUUGAUUCCUGACAUUGCACGAUUGCUAAACAACAUGGGGAACCAAGAUGGGAAGCUGAAAAGGAAUGCAGGUGAUGUGCACGAAGGAGGAGAGGAUGCUUCUGGGCCCAGGGAUGCAGAAAGCACAAAGAAGGGAGCGGGGAGCAAAAAGGGACUGGGUAGGCAUGGCAAAGGGGGUGAAUCUGGCAAAAAGAAGGGGAAGUCUGAGUCCAGGGCGUCUGUGUUUUCCAAUCUAAGGAUCAGAAAAAACCUGUCCAAGGCUAAAGAUGGAAACGGCAGCUCGAGAGAGGAUGUGUUAGAAAGCCAGGCCUUACAAACAGAGGAGCUAGACAGCGCUCAUUCAAUUCUCACCAAAACUCCUGAUAUAAGCAUUUCAGCAGAUGAAGGGGGUCUCUCGGACACAGAUGUGGAGCAUUUUGAAAAUACAAAUGAAACUCACCCCACUGCUGCUGAGCUGCAGGAUGGACAAAGGACCAGUUCUGGCUCGGAUACGGAUAUAUACAGUUUCCAUUCAGCCACAGAACAAGAGGAUUUGCUUUCUGAUAUCCAGCAGGCUAUUAGGCUGCAACUGCAGCAGCAGCAGCAGCAGGGGGCAAUUAACAUUGGAACUGAGCAGAAUGGCACCAAAACAAUGGACCUACACAUGGCUAAUUCUCAAGCAACCCCCUUAGAUUUUGAAAGGUUUCUUUCACUAAGCAGUGACAAAGACAGCAGUCCAGAUACUGAACAGCCUGUCUCGGCUAAAUCGGAAAUUCGAGAAUAUAUCCCUGCCUGUGAUACCAAAAGUGAAGUGAAAGAAACGACAAACGUAAUGGGGCAUUCCUGCAGCCGUGUAUUCAACAUGCAGGAACAGCACAGUCAGUUGUCAGAGGCGCAGGAUCAACCACCUCAUGAACAAAAAGAUUUACUCCCUUUAAAUACUGCAAUGACAGAAAAUGGGGCUCUGCUAGGCAAUUCUGUGUUUGAUUUUCCAUCCCCAGUUGGAGAAUCAGAGACUGAAGUAAUAGGUGUUGAAUCUGCAGGUUCAGAACAAGAGGACAAUUCUGCAGAUAAAGGCCAUGAUCAGGUUGACGGAGCCAAAGAAAGGAAACGGAGUAUGUCAGCCAGCAGAGAAGCACUGGAUGAUGGGUUUUCUGCUGAAAUGAAAAAUGGUACUUUUUCCUCCGAGGAUGUCUCAAGCAGUCCUGUGCAUAGUUCCAAAUGUUUUAAGCCCUAUCCUCUCAUCAACCCAUGCUACAUCAAAACCACCACUAGGCAGCUGAGUUCCCCAAUUCACUCACCUUCUCUAUCCCCAUCCCAGAGCCCACUCUUUAAAAGGAGACGCGAGUCCUUUCAGCGGAAAGAGAGUGCACCAACCAAGAAGCAGAGGUCGGCCAGUUUGGCUGGUUCCUUUAGCCGAUCAGCAGACUGGACAGAUGAGAUUUCAGUUCAUAGAGGUGAAAUAGCUCAAAAGUCAGGUUCUGCAGAUUUCUUGGAAUACAGGCGGAGUAGAGAUGGUUUUCAAGGAGAAAGAGUGCCUUUGAAUCACUUGAGAAAGUUAUCGGGGACAUCAGCUUCUACUGACACCUUCCCAAAUGUGUUUAGAGGUCGAACUCUGCUAGAAAAGCUGUCCGGCCAACAGGAGAAUGCACCACAAGAAGAAGCAGAGAAGCUCUGUUCUUGGAUCAUUGCAAUGGGUCUUCUGCUCCCCUUCCGUGAUUGCUUCAGAGAGACAUGUAGUCAGAACACUCAGCAAAGUGCACCAACUUUUGAUCAAGAUCAGCUUUAUACUUGGGCUGCUGUCAGUCAACCCACACAUUCAUCAGAUUACAUUGAAGGAAGAUUUCCAAGGAGAAUUCCAUCAGUAUGGCCACCUCCGAAGCCUCCAGAUGAAGAGCAGAGAGUGAAACACGUAGAAAAAGGGUGUGAAGCCGCCACUGUUGCAAGAGAGACAGAACAUACAGAGGAUGUUCGGCAGGUACAGGAAGAUCUUACAAUGAAAUCAGAGGAGCGGGCAAAUGAGAUUCAACGACUUGAGCAGACCAUACAAGAUCUGAAAACAAAAAUUGCAGAGUUAGAGAAACAGUUUCCAGCAGGUGAAGUGCUGAUUUCCAGUAGAAGUCAGUGGAAUGAGAGCAGACAACCACCUUCAGGACUGUCCAGUGCAGCUUUUCAAGAACAUGAAUCAGGUGCCCUUCCUAAAACUAUAAUUGCAAAAUCUGUGCAGACUUCACCAACAGAUGAUUGUUUAGCACAUACGAUGCCUUCAGCCAACACACUGCCACAAGCACCUCCCCACCUCAAAGGGGAUCCAAGUCAAGGGCCAACUCAGCCAUUGCCAACACUUGAAACACAAUCCACGUUUUGCUCUGAAAUAUCUUUAGUUCUGACUCCAAAACGGAUUUCAGUACAGUUGGAUGCUGCCCACGAGAAAUUAACUAUGUCGCAACCUUCAGGACCUGAUGCUAAUUUGUCAUCUUUAUUUCAAGAGGAAUUGGUAUCUUCAGCUUCCCACCCAGCUCCAAGUACUGAAAGUAUUACUUGCAGUGAACAUUCCCCUUCCUUAUCCUGUCACCUUACUUCUGGCUUCCCCCCUGCACUGUCUGACACAGGAAUGUCCACUUCCCUGCCGGGAGCAGGAAACUGGUUUUUAACUUCAUCCUCAUCUCAUUCAAGUGUACUGCCUCCAUCAUCCAUUCUUGCCUCAGGGUAUUCCCUGCCUUCACCUGGCAUAGUGCCACCUCCUGUCCCUAUGUUGCCUGGGGAAGGGAUACCUCCUCCACCACCUCUUCCUAGAAUGGACAUGCUACCAUCUGCUCCUCCUUUGUCUUUUGCAAGCAUCCCUCUUCCACCUCCCUUGUCUGGAGCUGGAAUCCCCACAGGCAUUCCACUUCCACCACCUUUUCCUGGAAGGGAAAUGCCACCUGCUCCCCCAUCUUUGCCAGACAUGGAAGUGCCACCACCUCCACCUUUGCCAGGAGCAGCUAUUUCCCCUCCCCAUCUCAUGCCAGGCAUGAUGGCACUUCUUCCGGGAACAGGAGUGCCAUCACCUCCACCUUUGCCAGGCAUGGUGGCACCUCCACCUCCCCCACCUUUGCCUGACAUGGUGGUACCUCCACCUCCACCACCUCUACCAGGAAUGGGAGUGCCACCAGCUCCACCUUUGCCGGGCAUGGUGGCGCCUCCACCUCCCCCACCUUUGCCAGGUAUGGUGGCACCUCCACCUCCACCACCUCUACCAGGAAUGGGAGUGCCACCAGCUCCACCUUUGCCAGGCAUGGUGCCACCUCCCCCUCCACCACCUCUACUAGGAAUGGGAGUGUCAUCGCUGGGCAUGGGGGCACCACCGCCUCCACCUCCUCCACCUUUGCCAGGCAUGGGUGUACCACCACCUCCCCCACCUUUGCCUGGUACAGGAGCUCCCCCUCCUCCCCCACCAUUGCCUGGUAUGGGCGUGCCACCUCCUCUACCUGUUAGCCUUCCACAACUUUCUGGGUUUUUCCCCCCUCCCUUGCCAACUGGUUUAUUUGUAAUGGGGAUGAACCAGGAAAAAGGUGGCAGGAAACAUACAAUAGAACCUUCUCGACCAAUGAAGCCUCUUUAUUGGACAAGAAUUCAACUUCAUAAUAAAAGAGAUUCUAGUGCUUCACUUGUGUGGGAAAAAAUUGAAGAGCCUUCCAUAGAUUAUCAUGAAUUUGAAGAACUGUUUUCUAAAACAGCUGUUAAAGAGAGGAAGAAGCCCAUUUCAGACACCAUCACAAAGACAAAGAACAAACAAGUAGUCAAGUUAUUAAGCAACAAAAGAUCACAAGCAGUUGGGAUAUUAAUGUCCAGUCUUCAUUUAGAUAUGAAAGAUAUUCAGCACGCUGUUGUGAACUUGGAUAACUCUGUGGUUGACUUAGAGACUCUUCAAGCCCUUUAUGAGAAUAGAGCUCAGUCAGAUGAACUGGAAAAGAUAGAAAAACAUGGCAAGUCAAGUAAAGAAAAGGAGAAUGCCAAGUCUUUGGACAAACCUGAACAGUUUCUUUAUGAGCUAUCCCUAAUUCCCAACUUCUCAGAACGAGUCUUUUGUAUCCUGUUCCAGUCAACGUUUUCAGAAAGCAUUUCCUCUCUCCAUAGCAAACUUGAAUUGUUGCAAAAACUGUGCGAGACACUGAAAAGUGGCUCAGGAGUUAUGCGGGUCUUAAGCUUGGUCCUUGCUUUUGGAAAUUACAUGAAUGGUGGGAACAGGACAAGAGGACAAGCAGAUGGCUUUGGGUUAGACAUACUUCCAAAACUGAAAGAUGUCAAGAGCAGUGACAACAGCAGAAGUCUUCUGUCAUAUAUUGUCUCAUAUUACUUGCGGAAUUUUGAUGAGGAUGCUGGAAAAGAGCAGUGCAUCUUCCCUCUUCCAGAGCCACAAGACCUUUUUCAGGCUACUCAGUUAAAAUUUGAAGAGUUUCAUAAGGAUCUCCGCAAACUUAAAAAAGAUUUGCGAGCAUGUGAGACAGAAGCGGGCAAAGUUUGCCAGUUUUCAUUAGAAGAGCACAUCCAGCCUUUUAAAGACAACAUGGAGAAAUUCAUUAGUCAAGCUAAAAUUGACCAUGAAAUGGAAGAGAAAUCACUGGCAGAGACGCACAAAAGCUUUUUGGAGACUGCAGCAUAUUUCUGCAUGAAACCGAAAAUGGGCGAGAAGGAGGUAUCCUUAAAUGCUUUCUUCAGCAUUUGGCAUGAAUUUAGUUCUGAUUUUAAAGAGUUCUGGAAGAAGGAAAAUAAGCUUAUUUUGCAAGAAAGGCUAAAGGAGGCUGAAGAAGUAUGUAGACAGAAAAAAGGGAAAUCACUUUACAAUAUAAAACAAAAGCACGAUUCUGGAAUUAAAGCAAAGAUAAGUAUGAAAAUAUGAAAGAAGAAAGGCACACAUCAUUGUCCACCGUUUCAAUAAACUCAAUAUGUCGAGGAGGGAGGGAGGAAACUACAUCACUUGGCCCAUUUGUUUGCUUGAUGUUUUUGCAUUUGUUUUCUGUUGUCACUGACUAGAAUCCACUGAGCAUUUAUUGAUAACAGAUUUGCUAUAUGGAGUGCCCAAUAAUAAACGUUAUGGAUCUGAGACAUGUCUCUUCCAUGCCCUCCAUACCAUCUUUUCCAUCCAAAUAUGAGUUUGUAUAUGGAGGAAUACUAAAAAAUAAUUAAAGCAGCCUGUGUAAGAGAUAGUGUCUCAGGCUGCCCUAAACUUACUGAAACGCUAAACAUUUAACAUCAUACAAACACUGCAUUUCCGUUCCUGCUGGCAACAUCUUUCCAAAGCAAAUGCACUGCAGUGCUACAUUUAGAACUGUUUGUGUCCGUUUCAUAUCAACAUUUGACAUUUGUAGUUUGAACUGAUAAACUGUUCCUUUUACACUAUAAUUCAUCCUCUCAGAAUCUCAGUCUAUUGUCCAUUGAUUAAAGGUUUCCAAAACAAGCUAUACUCAGUGCAGCUAUCUUUACAGUUGAUAAGUUGGGGCAUUUUCUCUUUAUUUUCUGCAAUAUAAUAAAGCGGGAGUGGGGAAUCUGUGGCCCUCCAGAAGCUGAUAAACGACUACUUCCAGAAGCCAUCUCAGCCAGUGGUCAGGAAUAAUUGUAGCCCAGCAAUAUCUGGAGGGUUAUAAUGUCCCCAUCCCUGUACCAAAGGAUGGAAACAAAGGAAAGAUACUUCAGAGUGUAGCACAGCAUAAAACUCGUUUGAAGGAUACUAAACAGAUGUUGGUAUGGUACAAACAUUUUUUUAAAGUGUUUACACAGUAACAAGAAGCAGUAGACUUUAUACCACUCUGUUGAAUCUUGCAAUUUAGAGGACUAAAGAAAGACUCGCCUUUUAUUAUCAUUAUAGAUGAUCAAGGAUGAUGUUAUGAACCUCAGUUUUCCGGUUACAAAGCAAAGGCUACUGAUUAAUUCAACUUUACAUUUUAUUGGGUACCCACACCCUACACUAUACGACCAGUUGCUAAUGUUUUAUGCCACCUCAGUCUCAGCAACUAAAGACAACCUAAUGAUUAGGUAGAUUUAGUUUGAACUUUCUCCUCCACACAUUGUAACAUACAUCAACUUUAAAAAGUUCUUUAAAAUAGCCAAAAUUAGGGAAAAAGUCAGGUGCAUAUAUCCCAAAUCUCGUUAGCAUGGAAGAUGCUGGUGUGCUUUUGAGUUCUAAACUGCUGAAAUGAUUUUUCCCUCCAUGUAGCCCAGUGCAUGAUACCUGGUUGCCCAUAGGUUAAAAUAUGUUUCCAGGCAUCAUAAGGGCUGCAUAAAUUAUGACCUCAGGAAUUGACUUUUUAAAAUGCCAAGCACUAAAAAUAUAUUUUUCAUUCAUUGGGAAAAAUGGCUUCCUGUUAUGUGAUCAGCCUGAAAUUCUGUUGUGUUUCAGGAUAGUUCCUGAUAGUUGCUUUAUAUGUUUUCCCAGAACUGUAUUAUAAAAUCUUGUAGUGUCAGGAAUAAAGUUAUUUCUUGGGAAAGAGAAGAGAAGAUUGUUGUUACAAGAGACCUAUGAAAAGCAAAUAAAGAAGUGAAAGAUAUUUUAAUAGCACUGAUGAAAACCCAUGUUUGUAUUUAUGUAAGCUAUAGCCUCUUGCUGUUUAACUUCUGCAUUUUCUUUCAUUUAAGUGCAUUUAAAGACAUGGUAGCAUGUUUCUGUUUUGUAGCCAUCCUCUUCCCUUCAGUAUCUACAGUAUGUUUAUCACCAUACUAAAUUAAACAAUACUACAUUUAACAAAGAUCGCUAUGUGCAAUACUGUAUUUAGUGUUUCUAUUCCAAUUUUUUUUAGAAUGUUUAUUUAUAUGAAAAAUAAAACAAAUAAUGAGAUCAAAGUUA
This is a messenger RNA of Rhineura floridana, 7651 nucleotides long. RefSeq names its product formin 2 (gene FMN2). NCBI's taxonomy places the organism in Eukaryota, Metazoa, Chordata, Lepidosauria, Squamata, Rhineuridae. Bases 515 to 5710 code for a protein of 1731 amino acids. The record is from RefSeq and is a predicted model, not a curated record. The transcript is spliced from 19 exons. Gene Ontology annotation, cellular component: endoplasmic reticulum membrane; cytoplasm; nucleus. Gene Ontology annotation, biological process: intracellular transport.